Messenger RNA from Physcomitrium patens, 1707 nucleotides. The record is from RefSeq and is a predicted model, not a curated record. Lineage: Eukaryota; Viridiplantae; Streptophyta; Bryopsida; Funariales; Funariaceae.
GCAUUCUGUUACUUUCGGAGCCCAGGCGGAUCGCCAACUGCUACAUAAGUGACUUUCACAUUGACGCCGUAGUUGGGUUCCACUUGAAAUGCCUCUACAGAUUCUCAGACAUGUGAGGCUCCGUGUGGCACCACAAUUACAUUAAGUUGUCGCUCAAGUUUUGCAUGCAGCUUCAUUGUGACAUUGUAUGUAUCUUGUUUGCAAUGUGCGGGUGCAUUGUCUUGAGUCGCGUUCUCUUCGACUUUAGGCUUUCAGUGUCGGAGUAUUCACUCAUGGAGGGAGCUUUGUGUGGUGCCCCGAUGAGUGUGUAAUCUGGGGUGGCUCGAUAUUGUUGCAAAUGCAAUUGUAAUUGUCUGUACUGUACCUGUAGCAGUGGUGACGUCAAAUGUCAAAUGACUUAGUUAACGUUGACGGAUGCCGUUCGCACUUGUUCUCCGAGGUUGACCCGACGAGGCAAAUGGCGUGCGUUGAAGAGGAAGAUGAGAUUACGCAAAUGUUCUUUACAUUGUCGAUGGAUUGGAUUGAGUGAGACUGUAGAAAAAGGUGGGUAAAUAAUGGCCGACUCGCGCUCUGCCAAAGAUGCCAGGGGCAAUCCAAUAAGGGAGGUACGAUUUGGAGGAGAAGCAGAAGUUUCGCCUGAAGAAGAGGAGCUUCGUCAGCCGGCCCCUCUACCAGAAUGGUCCAUAAAUUGGACAAGCUUGGGUAUCCGCAUAGAGACGCUUUUGCCUGUAGACCCUGAGACGCUGGUGAAUACGACGAAUGUAGUCGGGAGACCUGCUUUUAGUAUGGAAAUUGUAGACGUGCACGUCUUGGUCGCUGAGGAGUUGGCGAUUGAUCCUCCAACAGAGUUGGGGGAGAAACUGAAAGCUGCGCAGCGAAGUCUCUCGUGGACAGAGACGAGGAAUGCCGUAUUGAAGAGCAGCGCAGGAUAGCGAACGCAGAAACUUGCAAAUUGAACAUCAAGGUCUUCCUCACUAUCUUGUGCUUAGACUCUCCAUAAUGUCUUCUUAGGAAGAGUUUGUUAGGAUGCCUAUAUCAUGCAAACGUGUGGCCAACUGGUUACAUACAUGGAACAGGAAGCCAAGGCCAAAGAAACAGAAGCUAGACAACGCUUUGAGGAAGGCAUGAGUCAGAUUAGAGAAUUUGAACAAAGAGAGAAUGAACGGAAAGAAAGAGAGUCAAGCUCGAAUUUCAUUGCUACAGCUGCAGCCACUGCAGCUGCCGCAUUGGGAGGUGGUACAGGAUCUAAACUGGGCUCUAAAGCGGGCUCUAAAAAGGCAUCUGCAAAGGCACCCCCAGUUAAAAGCUCGAAAGUGGGAUCCAGAGUUGCACCAGGUGCCCUUCAGACGCAAAUAAUCACGUGCAAUUAAGUCUCUACUGUUUUUGACUAACUCAAACACAGUAGUGGGGCUAUUUUUAUUUUUAUUUUUAUUUUUUAAAAACAUAAGUGAGCGUUUUAGAAGGGACUUACACUCCUUUUUUUAUUUGUCUUAGUUGUGAUCUGAGGGAGAGCAGCUCCGAAUCGUCUAAUUUGACAAUUAAGUCAAGCAAUCCACUUCUGUGCAUACUCUAUUGUUACAACCACCUAGACAUGAAUUAGGAGGAAGUUGUUUAGGCCGGGUAUGAAAAUCCUGAAAGUGUUCUAGCAAAUUUCAACUCUUGUUUUCUGUCAUCUUUAUCCUUCUUGAUGCUGUGCUAUGAGAUAAA